This is a messenger RNA of Staurois parvus, 310 nucleotides long. NCBI's taxonomy places the organism in Eukaryota, Metazoa, Chordata, Amphibia, Anura, Ranidae. The record is from the annotation of a GenBank genome assembly.
AUGAGCUGCCAGCACCCUGGCUGACAUCUAAGGAACAGGGAGUACAGCAUGUGAGGAGACCUGACAGUGGCAAUGGCAGAGUAUGGCAUGGAGACAGCAAAUGGGAGGGCUGUGAAUGGACUCACAGCUAUGAGGAGGCGGUACAGGGGCCAUGGCAGAUUAGGGGCCUGGCAGCAGCUAUGGGAGGCCCGUAAUCUGCCAGACACCUAUGUCAGGCACACCUUUUAGCAGUGUGAGGAGACCUGAAAGUGGCACAUGGCAGAGUGUGGCGAUGGAGACAGCAGCAAUGGGAGGCCGUACAGGGACCCAU